AUGGGUAUGGGAGACACAGGAUACAAAGACCGCUUCACGAUGAGGGUGAUGGAUACAUGGGGGGCACAGGACACAUCGACUGCUUCACUGGUCGGGAUGGCACAGAUGCGGCUGCUGGUGAAGGGCGCGGCGCAGGUGGUGCGCGUGGCAGCCGCAGGAGAGAAGGUCAAGUUAAAGGAUGCCAUGAGCGACCUGGCCAUCGUCAACGCCACGCAGGAGGAGGGCGUGUCCAUCGCCGUCAACCGUGAUGGGACGAUCGCUGCGGUAGGCCUAGACUCUGAGGUGGCUGGCAUGUUCCCGGGGGCGUCGUGGGCGGCCGUGAUCGAUGCACAUGGGCGCUCAGUUGUACCCGGCCUCGUCGACGCCCACACGCACCCGGUCUGGGCAGGAGACCGCGUCCAUGAGUUUGCUAUGAAGCUUGCGGGCGCGAGCUACAUGGAGGUGCACGCGGCGGGCGGAGGCAUCAACUUCACGGUGGAGCACACCCGCGCCGCCUCCGAGCAGGAGCUCCUCGAUCUCCUUCUGCCGCGCCUCCGACGCAUGUCAAGUGCAGGUCAGUUUCAGCGCCGUUCUCGGGUUCCUCCUCCUUCCUGA
This is a messenger RNA of Penaeus vannamei (Pacific white shrimp), 594 nucleotides long. Lineage: Eukaryota; Metazoa; Arthropoda; Malacostraca; Decapoda; Penaeidae. The record is from RefSeq and is a predicted model, not a curated record.